CAUUUCUUUUCCUAUAUAUAUCAGAAGCUUGAUCAACUAUCUUACUAUAAAUUAGCUAGAGAUCUCCAUUAAGUCAUUGCAUUAUUUGAUAUUGUGCACAUUGGCGUAGUGUUCUUUACAAUGCUUAAGCUUUCUGAAGAUAUCACUACAGGCCGGUUCAAUAUAUUGAGCACGGCGGCAGGAAGCUCAGGAACAGUAUCUCCUUGUGCAUUUGUUCCCGAAGUUCUCAAUAGAUUCAACUACGAGGAUUGGAGUCUUCGAGUCGAAACCUAUUUGUUGGCUGAAGAUUUAUGGGAUGUAGUGGAAGCGAGCAACGAACCUACCAAUGAUGAAAGGGAAUAUAUGAUUUGGAGGAAGAAAAAUGCGAAGGCUUUGCUUGCAAUUCAGAUUUCUUGCGGGUCAGACACUUUCUCUUUGAUUAGGAACACCAGAACGGCCAAAGUUGCCUGGGAUGCUUUGGCAGCGAAGUUCAAGCCACCACCAGUCAACCUUCCGGAAUAUGAGAGCAACACAGAAGACUUCAGUGUGUAUGUACCUUUCUUCGAUGCUGUGAGGAGUGGUGACUGGAGUACUGCAACUGAGUUUCUUUCCAACAAUCCCAGCGCAUUAACUGCAAGAAGUCCUUAUUCGGGCAAGACAGCUCUUCACAUAGCAGUUGAUACUUGUGACGUACAAAUUGUUGAGGCUGUGGUGCAACUGAUGCAACCGGAGGACUUGGAAAUAAAAGCGAAUGAUGGUAAAACGGCCCUUGCUUUUGUUGCGGAUGUCGGAAUCACCAAAAUGGCCAAAUGCUUGGUUAUCAAGAACAACAAUGUAGUUGCCAUUGGUGAUGCUUAUAAUAUGCUUCCAGUUGUCUCGGCUUCUAGUAACGGGCAUUGGGACUUGGCUAACUAUCUCUAUUCUGUAACUCCUGCGGAGGCUCUGUUAUGGGAACGCAAUGCUGUUACUCUUGUUUGCCAAUGUAUUCAUAACAGGAAAUUCGAUAUUGCAUCGAAUUUACUUAACCAUCACCCAAAGCUAGCUGUUGCUAUAGACCACUUCGGGGAAUCUCCUUUGAAGGCUUGGUCUAGUGUGUCUUUUGCAUUUCAGAGUAGAUCGCUAAUUGAGUACUGGAUCUCCAGAGUUAUAACUAUACAGCCACAUGAGCUAAAUACACAUGCGCAUGUGGGAUUAGUUCCAGAUCAUCAACAAAGUGUACACUUAUUUCAAAGACUGGUUAGGUGUCUCCUAGUAUUAACUGGACCCAAAAUGAUAUAUGAAGAGAAGCUGAUCCAUGCUCGUUCCCUUGACUUUUUGUAUCACACGGCCAAAGUGAUCAAAGAUUUAGAUGCUAAACAAAUGCAAGACGGCUUAGUAUAUGAAGCAAUCUUCCACGCUGUCGAGGAAGGGAACGUUGACUUUAUUACUGCUAUUUGUACAGUGAAUCCAGAACUCAUAUGGAGCACUGAUGAAGAGAAAAGGACCCUACUUCAUCUUGCAAUUAAAUAUCGCCAACGAAAAGUAUAUGACCUUAUACAUGGAUUCUACAAAAGACAUGCAUUGGCAAAUCUUGUAGAUAAAUACAACAAUAGUUUGCUACAUGUGGCUGCAAUGAUGUCCCCUUUCAAACAGCUUAAUUAUUUACCGGGUGCAGCUUUGCAAUUGCAGAGGGAGCUACAAUGGUUCAAGGAGGUGGAAAGUAUUGUGCCACGCAAGGCCUUUGAGUCAAAAAUUUUUACAGAUCAUAUGACACCACGUGAACUCUUUACUAAGAACCACAAGGAAUUGAUGAAGGAGGGAGAAAAGUGGAUGAAGGACACAGCAAACUCUUGUACUGUACUGGGUGCUCUGGUUAUUACAAUCGUGUUCGCUGCGGCAAUCACAGUUCCAGGUGGAAAUAAUCAAAAUACGGGACUUCCUAUGUUUUUAGAUAAGAAGUUAUUUUCUGUUUUUAUCAUUUCAGAUGCUCUAUCAUUUUUUUUUUCCACGACGUCACUAUUGACAUUCUGGGGAAUCGUGACAUCACGUUAUGCCGAAGACGACUUCCUCAAAAAUUUGCCUGCAAAGAUGGCAAUGGGCCUAGCCAGCCUUCUCUGUUCUAUCAUGACCAUGAUGAUUGCCUUUUGUUCUGCGAUUCUCAUCAUGUUGAAUGUGUCUGAGGCCAAAAUUAAACAGGAAGGAAAAUCAUGGAUCAGUAUUUCCAUCAUGGUUCUUGCAUUUAUUCCGGAGACCGUAUCUGUCACGAUGUUGUUUCCCCUGUUUGUCCAAAUGUACACUUCUACUUAUGGUCGUGGAAUAUUUGCUAGGCAAGUCAAGUUCCUGCACUAA
Rosa rugosa (rugosa rose) is the source of this 2307-nucleotide messenger RNA. RefSeq lists its product as uncharacterized. The coding region runs from base 121 to 2307 and encodes 728 amino acids. NCBI's taxonomy places the organism in Eukaryota, Viridiplantae, Streptophyta, Magnoliopsida, Rosales, Rosaceae. The record is from RefSeq and is a predicted model, not a curated record. The transcript has 8 exons. Gene Ontology annotation, molecular function: protein binding.